CAUACAAGUUAACCUUCUAUCGGAAAACUAACAUAAAAAACACCCUUCAUUUCACCCAACAUUAAUCAACAAAAUGGCGUCAACAACGGGAGAAACUCAACCCGCGAAACACCAAGAAGUUGGCCACAAGAGUCUCCUUCAAAGCGACGCGCUUUACCAAUACAUUCUUGAAACCAGCGUUUACCCGAGAGAGCCCGAAUCCAUGAAAGAGCUACGCGAGGUCACUGCUAAACACCCUUGGAAUCUCAUGACCACAUCCGCGGACGAAGGACAGUUUUUGAACAUGCUUCUUAAGCUCAUAAACGCUAAGAACACGAUGGAGAUCGGUGUAUACACCGGUUAUUCCCUUCUUUCUACCGCUCUUGCUCUCCCAGAAGAUGGCAAGAUAUUGGCUUUAGACAUAAACCGUGAAAAUUACGAAAUUGGUCUUCCGAUUAUUGAGAAAGCUGGCGUAGCUCACAAGAUCGACUUCAGAGAGGGCCCUGCUCUGCCCCUUCUUGACCAAAUGGUGGACGAUGUCAAGUUCCAUGGAUCAUUUGAUUUUAUUUUUGUGGAUGCUGACAAAGACAACUACCUUAACUACCACAAGAGAUUAAUUGAUCUUGUCAAAAUCGGGGGAGUCAUUGGUUACGAUAACACCCUUUGGAACGGGUCGUUGGUCGCCCCUGCUGAUGCACCCCUCAGGAAGUAUGUCAGGUAUUACCGAGAUUUCGUGUUAGAGCUUAACAAAGCGUUGGCUGUUGAUCCAAGAGUCGAGAUUUGUCAGCUUCCAGUCGGUGAUGGAAUUACCUUGUGCCGUCGUAUAAGUUAAUUAUGUACUCGGUCGUAUAAGGAACCAUUUAACCGAAACAUGAAGCUGUUGCAAGAUGCACCGUGAACUACUCUAAUCGAUUGAUGUUGUUUGACAUUUUCAUUCUCCUUAAAAGCUUGUUCUUUUGUUGAUCAUCGUUUCAUAAUUUGGGUUGUUGUAUUUAUAUGAUCGUUUCAUCAUAUGUACAUCAUUUUCAUGUAUGUUGACAAAUAUUCUACAAGAUGAACAAUAUAUCAAUUCAUAAAAA
This is a messenger RNA of Erigeron canadensis, 1058 nucleotides long. Its product is annotated as caffeoyl-CoA O-methyltransferase. Gene Ontology annotation, molecular function: O-methyltransferase activity; S-adenosylmethionine-dependent methyltransferase activity. The transcript is spliced from 2 exons. Bases 74 to 811 code for a protein of 245 amino acids. Lineage: Eukaryota; Viridiplantae; Streptophyta; Magnoliopsida; Asterales; Asteraceae. The record is from RefSeq and is a predicted model, not a curated record.